GUUAAAAAUUAAAAAAAAAAAAACACAUAAGUAGAGUAUAAAAGGGAACGAGUUGAGAUCUUGUUCCCCCUCGAAAGCUUAGGGGAUGAGCGGUCCGACGAAGAGGGAGAGGAAGAGCAAAGAGAGCUCCCUCGCCGGCCCCGAAGCCGAGGUGGAGGCUCUCCUCCGCGUUGCCCAGGAUGACCUCCUCCUCAAGCUCCGCGUCGACUCCCACCCCGUCUCUUCCCGUGCCUCCUCCUCCUCCUCCGACGCCUUGGACUCCGACCUUGCCCGCCGCUUCGAGGCUCUCAAAUCGCCCUCGCCGCCUCUCUCCACAGCGGCGCCACCGCCUCCGCCGACGAAACCUGUGGGAAUGGGAGCAGCAGCAGCGGCAGAUGAUGAGGAGGGGGAGAGGAUCCUCGGGGAUGAUCUGGCGGCGAGGUUCGCCGCCCUCAAGGGCUCUUCAUCGGGGCCCAAUCCAGGGAUCCAGCAAUCGGAUCUGAUGACGCCGAAUCUUAGAGUUUCGGAUGACGAAGCCGGCGCCGGCGCCGGCGGUGGUGGUGAUGGGGUUUCGGAGAAGGAGGUGGAGAAGGUGAUGCAGUGGGCUAUGGACGCGGCCCGCCUCGAUCCUUCCAAAGGCGAUGGCGAUGAGGAUGAUGGGGAAAGCGCCGAUGAUGAUGAUGAUGAGGAGGAGGAGGAGGAUUUGAAGAAGAAGAGGAAGGAGAUGAACAAAGGGAAGCCCAAGAAGUUUUUCUUCUUCUAGAUCUUCAAAUCAUGGGAUUUGAGAUGGAUGUAGCCAGGCCGUAUUCUCUGUGUGGAUUCUGACGCUGCUAUAUGCUUAACAAGCGUGUAGCCGUUAGCCAAGAAGGUACCUUAUCAUACUUAGUGCUCGCUAAAAAUUGGCCUGUUUUUAGUUUCAUGACAAGCUACUCUUUUUUUCAUGGAUGAGGUUCAGGGAUAUGAAAGUUGAAACUAAAGUGAGUUAUAAAUUAUUUUUGUCAGAUUUUGUAAGGGAGAUGUUCCCAAUUUCCGAGGUCAUCCUAAGGUGAUUAUUUAAUGUUGCAAUGAGAAUGGUGACUAUUAUUUACCUAGCAA
Phoenix dactylifera (date palm) is the source of this 1074-nucleotide messenger RNA. RefSeq lists its product as uncharacterized. The record is from RefSeq and is a predicted model, not a curated record. Lineage: Eukaryota; Viridiplantae; Streptophyta; Magnoliopsida; Arecales; Arecaceae.